CCUUACCUUAUCAGCGAGUUUUAAGCAACCUAAAUCAUUACUCACUCACUCAAUACAAAACACAAAGCAAACACUCAGAGUGAGCAGGCUUCAGCAUUACUGAGCGUCUUGGGCUGACUAAUAUGGGUCAGAAAAGUUCCAGAGUUUCUGAAGCUCGAGUCCUCCUUCUAGGCUUGGACUUGGCAGGUAAAUCUACCAUCCUCUACAAAUUAAAGUACGACAAGCAAUUUUCCACAGUGCCAACAAUUGGAUUUAACGUGGAAAUGAUUGAUACCAAGAGAAAAAGGAAAAAGUUGGCCUUAACGGUGUGGGAUAUUGGAGGGCAGAAAAAGAUGAGGCCUCACUGGAAAAACUUCUACCAGGACACCGCAGGAUUGAUCUUUGUUGUGGAUUGCUCUGAUAGGGAACGCUUGAGUGAAGCACACAAGGAAUUUGACCGCAUUCUUAGAAAUGAACAGCUAAGGGGCCUUCCUGUGGUGAUAUUUGCCAAUAAACAGGAUAUUUCUGGAGCUAUGACGGUAGGAGAGAUCACGGAAACAUUCAAUCUGCAUAGGACUUGCUGUGAUCGAGACUGGUAUGUUCAGUAUUGCUCAAGUUCAGCGGGAGUAGGGCUGGAAGAAGGAUUCCGAAGAAUGGCGCGUCUUCUGAAACUUCCAUAGGACACUGUAAAAUAUUUUAAAUCUGUUGGCCAAAUGUUUAGGCUAAAUAAUUAACGCUGAAUCAACAAACCUCACUUGUUCACCUUUAACUCACCAUUAAUAAGCACAUUUGUUUCCACUUAACCAUUCUUCAGUAUUUCAUGACUGCAAUUUAAGAUUUCUUGUAGGAUUUCUUCCAAUGUUUGCCCAUGUAUUUCCUUCAAGUGGAGGCCAAUGCUUGACUAUGUUAAGAGCAAUGUAAUUCAAUACCAUAUUACAAGUCUUUGUGCAAUAAGUGCAGUUCUCAGUUCUGAUUCACUGAACUUGUGCAAAUAAUUUACUGCAAGCUGUAAACAUUGUCUUAAACACACCCUUGGUCCUGUUUUAUGAUAGACAUCAGAUAUCACAGCUGUCCUUUUUAAAAUGCAUAAGUAAAAAUGACAUUACAUGAUUGAUAGAACAAUAUGGCCUCUGUAACCAAGGAAAAAGUA
Molecule: messenger RNA, 1129 nt
Organism: Sardina pilchardus (European sardine)
Lineage: Eukaryota; Metazoa; Chordata; Actinopteri; Clupeiformes; Clupeidae
Gene: arl14
Product: ADP-ribosylation factor-like 14
Exons: 1
Coding region: 123-659 (178 amino acids)
Biological process (GO): vesicle-mediated transport; intracellular protein transport
Cellular component (GO): cytoplasm; plasma membrane
Molecular function (GO): GTPase activity; GTP binding
Source: RefSeq, a predicted model, not a curated record